AUGUCCGGAACAGCGCUGAAGUCCAUGGUCUUCUGCAGGUCGAGCAAGUUGAGGGGCCUUCUAUGGUCGAAGAAGCAGCGAGACGAUUGCGACGGCGGGCGGUGGAUUGGGUUUUGCGGCAAUGGUGGCAUGUCCGAUGAACAGCGGAUAUCCAUGGUCGCUUGCAUUCAGUGCACUGAGAUCGGGAUGGAUCAGGACGCAGUUCAACUUGCUGGACCUGAGAAAUGGGUUGAGAAAUCGACGGGGAAAUUGGAUUCGGCGCGGAUUGAGCAGGGGAAUUCUGUGCAUUCAGUGAACCAGGACCGGACAGUUGGGAGUGCUUCUUCCGAAUCUUGCGAGCAGCAUCUUUUGCCCUGCAAUCGGAGCAAGUCCGGUAAGACCCCGAGAUACCAGAACUCCAAGGUCGAUGGCACCGAGUACAUAUAG
Molecule: messenger RNA, 426 nt
Organism: Colletotrichum higginsianum IMI 349063
Lineage: Eukaryota; Fungi; Ascomycota; Sordariomycetes; Glomerellales; Glomerellaceae
Exons: 1
Coding region: 1-426 (141 amino acids)
Source: RefSeq, a predicted model, not a curated record